AGCUCAGGCCUUUUUGCGUGUUCAAGCAGAUAGGUCGAAAAGCCACUCUGAAUGAAUUGAUCCGUGAAGUUCUUUUUUAUUCUCCAACGCUAACACGUACUCCUCCGACUAUCGCAUACAAGUUUGGAACCCAACCGACACAUCAUUGUUGUCGCUGUCUCAUAGAAUCUUUGGGACUCGCUGCAUAGAAGUACACAUAGAGCCACUUCAUUUUUUCUUUCAAUCUUAUUUCGACGGGGCCAUUGCUGUUCGCUGUAACGCUCUCAGUCAUCCAUACAAAUACAUAAGCAUACACAUACACAUACCUUUUUCUGAGGUCUGCCGUCCUUCUCAGCGAUGCCGUUCGAUUCCUCUUCCUCCUCCUCCUCUUGGGCUGCGUCCCCGGCGGUGUCGGGCAGCGGCCAGCCCCGAGGAAACGCCCGCUUCAGGACGUCGAUGCAGAUGGACGGGCAAACGUGCAUCCUUGUCGGCAGCGCAAAGCGUGAUGCGCCGCCCACCGGUAAAGCAACCGAUGGAAGGCAGGAAACAGUAGGACUCCCCACAGAAGGGAACAUGCCUCCGCCAGUAUCACCUGCUCGGCGACGUCGCAUCUAUUCCUCUUUCUCGUCUUCCUCGGCUACGUAUUCGGACUAUUCCUACUCGGCAUCAUCUGACAGGUUGAGAGGUACGGAGAGGAGGAGCACGGCGACGACGAUGGGUGCAAACGCCGUCAUAACGGACACCGGCGCAGACGGCAACGCUGGGGUGCUCACACACGGAGCAGGGAGAGCAUCUUCUGCUGCUGCUGCUGCUGCUCAGCCCGCCCUCGUACCGAGCACGGCGCUCUCUCCUGACCCCUAUGCGCAGGUGCAGCAACAGUUGCAUCACCCACGCCUGUCUGCCCAGCAGGUGCGUCGUGGCGGUAGCGCGGAGGCAGCGUUGCAGAACCCUGCGGGUGUCCCCGGCUGGUGGUCGUGUGAGAGCUCUGUGCUUCCUGACGGCUCCGCGGCGUCAUCGUCGUCGGCGUCGUUGUGUGCCAUCGGCGUAGCUGCAGCAGCAGCGGCGGCCAACACGCAAGCGGCGCUGCCGGGGAGAGAAGUACGUGUAAUGGAGCCAAAAACAAAAGGAGGCGAUCGCGUCCAACGAGGGGACCUAACUCUGCUAUUGAAGAAGACGAAGGCGUCUUCAGCUGAUGUGGCGGUCUUGCCGUCGACAUCGUCAUCGUCGUCGUGUGGGUGCGCAACGAGCUGCUCGUGCCGCACAGAGGAGGAUAAUGACGAUGAUGCCUCCGACGCCGGCACCACCCCGACCGACACGAGCCGCAGCAGCGAUGACGGCUCGGACUACCCAUACAGCGCAUCGAGCUGCAGCUGCUGCCGCCACCCUUAUGCCGCCUCUUCCGCGCACAGCCGCAGCACCCCAAGCACCACCACCGAGCCGUCGACGUUGUGUAGCUCCUGUGCGGCAGCGGCCCGCACGCACGUACUUCACUUCCCUUCUACGCACGACAAGAGACACGGAGGGCGUGUGUCCCUCACCUCAGCGGAUCGACGCCGUCCUGCACACCGAAGCACGCCGUUCGUAGAACAAGAUGUUUUCCUCGACGCCGUGCGCGGCAACACGAUGUGGGCGGAGGUGCCACCGCUGCUUCACCUUUCCAUGCCUGCCAACACGUCUCGCGGGAAGGACGACAUGGCGGUGCGCGCAGGGCGGGAAAGGGCCGAGCUGAGAGCCGAAUAUAUUCGACAGGCUGCCCUGCUCGCGGGAGGUAAAACGACGACGACGGCGCCAAUGGAAUCCGCUGAUCUCGCUACAGCAACGAGUGCGACGGCCCUGCGGCUUUCCUCCAGUACGCAGACGGACGAGGACACGGAGGAAACGACGACCCGUGCGGCACGAGAGGCCGCCGAAAAGCAGCGCGACGCCCUUCUGGCGGAGGAGCGCCUCCGCGGACUCGCCGCGGCGCAGUGUGCGGAGGUGGCCCUCCCCAUGAUGCAACGUGAGCUCGAGAGCUACGAGACGCGCGCGUCAGCGCUGCAGCAGCACCAACUCGAUGUGCUGCGGCAGCAACUACAGGACUACCAGACACGGAUCGAGAACCAGCGGAAGGAGUGGGCCGCGGAGCUGGACGGGCACCGUGCGCGAUGGGAACUGGAGCAGCAGCGCACGCGAGAGCUGGAGGAGCUUCGGCAGAAGACAGGUCGCAAGGAUCAGGCCACUUCUUUCGACAGCGACAACGAGAGAGCUGCAACUGACACGGCGAAACACGCCGUGGGCACGCAGCAUUCCGACGGGUCGCUCGAACGGCUGGCCGCCGUGCAGUCGGAGGCUGCGGCCUGGCUCACGAACUGCCUGCUCUCCUUCGAAGAAGACGCCCGACGGGACGUGGAAGCGACAGAGGAAGAGGCCCGUCAGCAACUGUGCCACGUGCUGGAGGGACCGUCACGGCGGGUGCUGCUGCGGUGUCAGAUGGAGGUACUUCAGUGGCAGCAGCGGUGUGUGGACGAGCGGCGGACCGCGGCGUACACGGCGGAGUUGCGUGCACUACAGCUGCAGGAGGCAGCUGAACGACAGGAGGUAGCGUCGCGCAGCAGCGAUGGCCUGCGUUAUUUGUGGGACGAGCUGCAAGAAAGACGACGCCGCACCGAUGCUGCGGCGGUGCAGCGCGAGGCACAGCAGACGCGUCAGCGAGCGCGACACAGCCGUGAAAGAGCUCGCGUCUUUACGCGAGGCACACGCGGAGACGGUGCAGCACGUCCAGCAGUUGCGCCUGCAGCUUCUGCACGCCCUGCGCAUGCCGACCAUCACCCUUCCCGAGGAUCCCGCGUCGACACGAACACCACCGCCGCCGGGAGCACCUUUGAUGGACGCCGCCUACGCCUACGCAACCGCCACGGCUGGCCACGAGGGCUGCGAGGAAGGACAGCACCGCAGCGGAGCAGCGGAACACGUCGCUAG
This is a messenger RNA of Leptomonas pyrrhocoris, 2937 nucleotides long. RefSeq lists its product as hypothetical. Lineage: Eukaryota; Euglenozoa; Kinetoplastea; Trypanosomatida; Trypanosomatidae. The transcript has a single exon. The record is from RefSeq and is a predicted model, not a curated record. The coding region runs from base 337 to 2937 and encodes 866 amino acids.